Messenger RNA from Talaromyces marneffei, 321 nucleotides. RefSeq lists its product as uncharacterized. The record is from RefSeq and is a predicted model, not a curated record. The transcript has 4 exons. Bases 1 to 321 code for a protein of 106 amino acids. Lineage: Eukaryota; Fungi; Ascomycota; Eurotiomycetes; Eurotiales; Trichocomaceae.
AUGAGCUUGAUCGUAUACACACCUGGACGCCAUGACUCUCGUACAUAUUGUUCUUUUCAAGUUCCGCUCCGAAACGGACGACUUAUUGUUGGGGGCCCUAGUGUCACGGAUCCCAUUGAUCGCAGCAAGGGAUUCCAGAUCGCCCUGGUCAGCUACCACGAGAACCUGGCAGCUUUGAUACAAUACCAAGCAAGUCAAGAGUAUCACUGGAUAACUUCGACAUUCAUGUUUCCGUACAAGGAGGAUUUGGUGCGAUUUGAUUUUGAAGUUGACCCUGAAGACGAGGAAAUGUACCAAUUUCUUCCAUUAGCUACCAGAUAG